CCCGCAGAGCCGCGCCGGCCCCGCAGCUCCCGCGCAUCCUGCAGCUCCGGCAGCUCCCGCGGCUCCCCGCUCCGGGACAGGCUCUGUGCGGUUGUAGGAGGAGUUUGCGGUCACCUCCCCCCUCCGAGGCGCUGCGGCCACAUUCCCUUGCCGAGGUACUCCCCCAGCCACCACGAUGUCCAGCAAACGUGCCAAAGCCAAGACCACCAAAAAGCGCCCCCAGCGUGCCACCUCCAAUGUCUUCGCCAUGUUCGACCAGUCGCAGAUCCAGGAGUUCAAGGAGGCUUUCAACAUGAUCGACCAGAACCGAGAUGGCUUCAUUGACAAGGAAGAUCUGCACGACAUGCUGGCUUCCCUCGGGAAGAACCCCACUGACGAGUACCUGGAAGGGAUGAUGAGUGAGGCGCCGGGGCCCAUCAACUUCACCAUGUUCCUCACCAUGUUCGGGGAGAAGCUGAAUGGCACCGACCCUGAGGACGUGAUCCGCAACGCCUUUGCCUGCUUUGACGAGGAGGCCUCGGGCUUCAUCCAUGAGGACCAUCUGCGUGAGCUGCUGACCACCAUGGGGGACAGGUUCACUGAUGAGGAGGUGGAUGAGAUGUACCGGGAGGCGCCCAUCGACAAAAAGGGCAACUUCAACUACGUGGAGUUCACCCGCAUCCUGAAGCACGGGGCCAAGGACAAGGACGAUUAGAGCCUGCGGCCACUCACCCCUUCUGCCCCAUCCCCUGCACACUGCCUGCCCCUUGGCCCCCCUUGCUGCCCCAUAGCAGACUCCUCCCAUGGGAAACACCUCCCAGGACCAUCACCCUGCAUCGGGACACGCUUGGAGGGGACACACUCCCAUCACUGUGCUGCUGUGUGCCCAUCCAGCCUUCCCCUCCCAUCACCUCUCCCACCCACUGGGCGCCCCAGCCUUGCUGUGACCUCCCCCCAGCAGCUACUGACCCCCUCAAAGUCACCAUGCCACUGGUCCCAGGGCUGGGGUGAGCAUCCCCUGCUGACCUGCAGGGAUUUGGGCUGGGUCCAGCCUGAGCAAGCCCCAUUCAGGCCCAUAGCACAGAGAAAAGCCUCUCUCCCUCUCCUCCCUCACUCCCCCUUCAGGAAAGAACCCCCACUUUGUUCCUCCUCCCUGGCUGUUUUAUGGCUUUAGAGCCUGAGAUCUGAGGGAUUCAGGAAGCUAGAGGUGUAUAAAGCCUGAUGGGUGUGACAGACAUGUGCUGUGUGUGGCUGCCUCGUGACCCUGUGCCCCCUGUGCUGUGCCCGGGGCUUUGGGAAGGUUUGGGCACUGCAGCUCCUCACCUCGCUGCCCAUGUCAGCCAGGGGCCUUUGCAAUGGGGCAGCCUGGUUUUGAAACCAAAUUGCUCUCAAAUGACAUAAAAUCAGCUUGAGCAUCAUUUUCUGCCUUAGCUGGUGGGCUGAAGGUCGUUCUGCUCGGCCCCUGUGUCAGGAUGGGCUGAGACACUUGGCAAGGUGCCAGCCAUGCUCCCCACGUCAGCUGCUCCAGGGUCCCAGGGGCUUGGCUGUCCUUCUGUGUCACCCUGGACAGGUCAGGGGGGAAAGAGACAGAGAUUAUAAGAAAUGGGGAGGAGGUUUGUCCCCUUGGUUUGGUUAUUUGUCACCACCAUGACAAGGGUGUGGGAGCAUGGGGCGCUCCCACCUUGACACCUUGUGAAGCUGUGGUCAUAAAUGCUGCUUGAAGCCUGCCCUGGAGGGAGGCAUGAGUUUCCAGCAAUUCUUUAUUUGAAAUGGGGGGACAAACCUACAAAACCUGGUGAGAGCAUAGUGCACGGCAGAGAUGCUACCAGUGCUGGGAAAGCUUGGGUAGGGUCUGAGGGAGCUCCAUGAGCAUUUGCUGGGCUCAGAGGCAUCAGACUUGUCAGGCCCCAGGUGAUGCUCUCUCACCUGGGAGGUGAUCCAUGAAUGAAUAGUUUCUCCUUGGUCUCAGUGCUCCUAUUUUACAGUCACUACUAACACCAGGAAAAAGGAACUAAAUUGUCAGAUGUAAAAGGGUGAGCUGGGAUCUCCAGGGAGUUCCCCACGGUCAGGGCUUGUGCUCUGCAGCAGCAGCCCCAAACCAGCCUCAAGGGUACCAAGCUUCUUCCCUAAUUCACUGCUGUGCCAGGGAAAACCUACAGUUCUCCCACAGCCAGAGAGAAUUCCCUGGCCUGAAGGCUUCUGGAGGCCUGGAUGCUUUAUAAAACCUCCUUCACUGUGACACCCAGCAGAGUGAGCAUCCCACAGACAUCACUUUAGGGCAGAGGAGCUGAUGCUGGAGCUGGGGACAGAUCAGCUCCCGGGGCAGCUGCAUCUAGGAGUGCUGCUCAGCCCCUCUGACCCCAAGGGAUUGUCCUGUGUGAGUAGCCCAGAUUCUCACAGUGCCAGGAGUGGGAUGGGCUCACUGCUGCUCCGAGCUGGGAACUGCCACUGGCUCCAGCCUGGGCCUGUCAGAGGUGCUGCCUCAAGCAGCUGCUAAAACUGCUUGGUCUGAGCUGCCUCUUCACUGGCAUGGCUGUGGUGGCACCGUGAGACUUUCAACCCCAAGGCAGCAAAGCAGAACAAAUUUGUUAUUGGACACGGGUAUUUAUGGGAAGAGUAAAUAAACUCACUCCACUGGCACAGGUUUCCCAGAGCAGCUGUGGCUGCCCCACCCCUGGAAGUGUUCAAGGCCAGGUUAGCCAGGACUUGGAGCACCCUGGGAUAGGAGAAGGUGUCCCUGCCCAUGGCAGGAGGAGGAAUGAGAUGGGCUUUAAGGUCCCCUCCAACCCAAACCAUUCUGGGAUUCGAUGAAUCUAUGAAACCCCUAAAUUAUCUGGGCUCAUGUGAACCUCAUGGAGUUCAACCAGGCCAAGUGCAAAGUCCUGCACCUGGGUCAGGGCAGCCCCAGCACCAGCACAGGCUGGGGCUGGGUGCGUGGGGAGCAGCCCUGGGAGAAGGACUUGGGGGUGCUGGUGGUGACAAAUUGGAUGUGACCUGGCCAUGGGCAUUGGUAGCCCAGAAAGUCAACUGUACUUGGGCAGCAUCAGAAACAGCAGAGGCAGCAGGUGGUCCUGACCUGACUCCUUUCAAAGGUAUUAAAUAGCAGCAAAAGAAAGACAUUCAUUUCAGAAAUGUUCACUUGGGGCAGGGGGACACCAGGUUAGGUGAACCUUCAGGUCAGUCUAGAAGAGCUGCUCCGAGACCAGAAGUGUCUCCUGAGCUUGGAGGGCCCCUCCUGUGUGUCACUUGGUGCCCGAGGCCCCUGGGGCUGUCCCUGGCUCUGUCCCCUCUGCAGCCUCCCCCCGGGUAUUUAUCCCCAGGGAUGAGAUGCCCUGAGCCUGCUCUGCUCCAGGCUGGGCAGUGCCAGCUCUCUCAGCCUCUCCUCACAGCAGAGAUGCUCCAGUCCCUCCAUCACCUUCAUGGCCCUGUGCUGGACUCUGUCCAAUCUGUCCCUGUCUCCAGUACUGGGCAGCUCAGCUCUGGGCUGGGUCUGUGGCAGCUCCCAGUGCAGCCCAGGACCCCCUGACCCCAGAGUGUUUGCUUUUGUCAGUGCUGUGAGCUCCAUCCUGGUGUCCCCACACUCCUCUUGCCAUGUCGAGAUGUGGGUUAGAGGAACAUCAGAGAGCAAAAGGGUACAGCAGUGCCUGCUGAGAGGAUCUGUCCUGCCCUACGGCCUCCAGGAAGGAAUCAGAGCAGAGCUUCCCCGUGGGAAGGGGCAGGAGGAGAUGGAGGGACUGCAGUGCCCAAAAGAGGAGCUCCAGCUGGAGCCCAGCUCCCAGGACCAGUCUUACUGGGGGAAUCCCAGCCUGCAGCAGGUCCAGUGGCCCUGAGCAGGGAGCAGGACUUGCUGCUGGAGCUGUGGCCCCAAGGGCAGGGUGGCAGCAAACAGCCAGUACAGCCAGCCACAAAUCCAAUUUGCCUUGCUAAAAAUGCAGAUUGAAUAUCAGAGGGUGGGCAAAGGAUGGAGAGUCCAGUCUGGGAAGUGUCCAGAAGAUUCCAGCAUCCCCCUGGGGUUCCAAGCAUUCCCCUGGGAGUUCCAGCACUUCCCCUGGGAGUUUCAGCUUCCCCUGGAUUUCCAGCAUCACCCUGGGGUUCCCAGAAUACCUCUGGGUUUCCAGCAUUCCCCCUCAGGCCCUUGUUGGCUGAUUGUUGUUCAAAUUGCUGAAGUUUAACAGUA
Molecule: messenger RNA, 4156 nt
Organism: Vidua macroura (Pin-tailed whydah)
Lineage: Eukaryota; Metazoa; Chordata; Aves; Passeriformes; Viduidae
Gene: MYL9
Product: myosin light chain 9
Exons: 5
Coding region: 176-694 (172 amino acids)
Biological process (GO): myofibril assembly; platelet aggregation
Cellular component (GO): stress fiber; myofibril; cytoplasm
Molecular function (GO): calcium ion binding
Source: RefSeq, a predicted model, not a curated record